AUGAUGCUCCAUAAUCAUUGCAAAAUCAUUCUUUUGCUUCUGAUAUUUUUGAGCUUUUUAAAUCAGGAUUCAUGUGCACUCUCGUUUCCAUCCGAAAACAGUAGCAUUGUCUUGCAUGACCAAGCUGUUGUACGAGUGGGAAUCAUCCUCGACAUGGAAUCAUGGAUUGCAAAGUCCAUUCACAGCUUCAUAACAAUGGCAAUCUCUGACUUUUAUGCAUUUAAUAAUAAUUACAGUACCCAGAUCGUUUUCCACACAAGGGACUCCAAAGGUGACCCUUUACAAGCUGUAUCAGCUGUUCUCGAUCUUCUGAAUAACAUAAAGGUGCAAGCAAUCAUAGGUCCAGAAACAUAUCUUGAAGCAAAGUUAUUAGCCCUGAUUGCUGAUAAGGCUCAAGUUCCAAUAUUUUCCUUUGCGGGUUCUCUGUCCAUAGAUCAUCCAUACUUGUUUCAAGUUACAGAUGACAAGUCAAAUAUGUCCAAAACCAUUACCACCGUUGUGGAAUCUUUCAAGUGUAGAGAUGUUAUACUUUUAUAUGAAGAUACUGAUUGUAGGCAGGAGAGCGUGUCAUAUAUUCUUAAAUCGUUCCAAGAGAAAGGUAUCCAAGUCAGGCACAGAAGUGCAGUUCCUGCAACGGCCACAGAUGAUCAGAUCACUCACGAGUUGCAAAAGAUCAAGAUAAGUUACACUAGGGUAAUUAUUGUAAAUAUACCAUCUUCAUUAGCUUCUAGAUUUUUGUUAAUAGCAAAAAAAUGGGGAAUGGUGAGUGAGGAGUACACUUGGAUUGUAACUUAUAUGACACUUGACAUACUGCAAUCAGUAGAUACUGAAGUUAUGGAGUCAUUGCCAGGAGUGAUUUGUGUGAGGCCUUACAUUCCAGCAUCAAGGAAGCUGCUUAACUUAACUGCGAGAUGGUACAACGAAUGGACUACAAAGUACCCUACUUUAGCAUCAACGGAGGUAAGCGUACUUGCUAUAUGGGCAUACGACACACUUUGGGCACUUACAGAGUCUGUUCAAAGGGUUGGGGUUCAGUUAACAUUUGCUGUCCCACAUUUUGAUGCCAUGCUUUUACACGAGAUUUCAAAAUUCAGAUUUCAGGGUGUAAGUGGUGAAUUUAGAUUUUUUGAUAGAAAGCUAGUCUCCAAUGGAUUCAAGAUUAUAAAUGUUAUAGGCAAUGGAGAGAGAAGAGGGUCUACUAUCUCCCCAAAACGUCGGAUACUGCAAACAACUAGUGAUAAAAAACUGAAAGUUGGCGUUCUAACAAGAAGAAAGUUUAAGUACUUUAUUGAUACAGAUUAUGACAAUUUGACCAAUAUUACAACUGCCACCGGAUUCUCUGUAGAUGUCUUCAACACUUGCCUUCAUUCUUUACCCUUUGAUGUAUCGUAUGAGUUAGUUCCAUAUGCUAAUGGAACUUAUGAUGACCUUAUAAAGAAAGUUUAUGAUCAGGAGAUUGAUGCUAUCUUGGGUGAUUCAACAAUUCUUGCAAACAGAUCUCAAUAUGUUGACUUCACAGCGACUUACACUGACUUGGGCGUAGGAAUGCUUACAAGAAUCAACCAUAAUGACAUGUGGAUUUUCUUGAAGCCGCUCGAUGUGGAUCUUUGGCUAAGCUCUGUUGGUUUUGCUGUCCUUACAGGAUUUGCCGUUUGGGCUAUUGAGUCUAUGGAUCAAGGGUCCCAUGGAUCACCUGCUCAGCAAAUUGGACCGACCUUUUGGUUCAUCCUAAUGACCCUGUUCUUUGCUCAAAGAGAGAGGCUGUCAAGUAACCUGUCAAAAUUUGUGGUGUUUGUUUGGUUAACGGUUGUCCUUAUUCUGAUCUCAAGUUACACUGCAACAUUGGCUUCACUAUUAACUGUUGAACAGUUUGAGUUAGCAUCUAACGAAGGAACUGUGGGGUUUCAUGGAGGAUCUUUUGUGGCAGGAGUGACCGUUAGCAACUUACAUUUUGAGGAUUAUAGACAUAGACCAUACUAUUCUUAUGAAGAUUAUGCUGUUGCAUUAUCAAAAGGUGGAAAACAUGAUGGUGCUGAUGCAAUCAUUGAUGAAAUCCCCUACAUCAAGAUGUUUCUAGGAAAGCACUCAUCUAACUAUGCCUUGAUUUCUCCUGAAGCUACAACUUCUGGUUUUGCCUUCAUCUUUGCAAAAGGGUCACCUAUGGCAGUAGAGAUGUCACAACAAAUUUCCAAAAUAAGAGAAGAUGGAACUCUGGGACUUCUGGAGAAGAAGUGGUUCGAGAAACACUCAUCAUUAUCGCAACAUACUCUGACUAAGUGGGAUCUCUUCAGCCUUAGCACUUCUGAUAUCCGUGAUAUGCGUACUUCGUGCAAAACUAGUGCUCCAUCGCAUCAUUUCCUUUGUAUUGAAGCAUAA
This is a messenger RNA of Erigeron canadensis, 2376 nucleotides long. Its product is annotated as glutamate receptor 1.3-like. Lineage: Eukaryota; Viridiplantae; Streptophyta; Magnoliopsida; Asterales; Asteraceae. Bases 1 to 2376 code for a protein of 791 amino acids. The record is from RefSeq and is a predicted model, not a curated record. Gene Ontology annotation, cellular component: plasma membrane. Gene Ontology annotation, molecular function: glutamate-gated receptor activity. The transcript is spliced from 6 exons.